AUGAACAAACUCUCCAGAGACGAUGCGCUCGAAGACUCGACCGACUGGCUCGAUACGCCCCUACGCUCCCUCGCUGCCGUCGACUCAGCCUUGCGCUGCCAGGUCUGCAAGGACUUCUACCAAACGCCUAUGAUCACUUCCUGCAUGCACACUUUCUGCUCACUAUGUAUACGGCGCUGCCUCAGUAACGACGGGAAAUGUCCAGCGUGCCGGACGACGGACCAGGAGCUUAAGCUGCGGAAUAAUAAUGCGAUGGAGGACCUGGUGGAGGCUUUCAAGAAGGCGAGGCCAGACGUGCUAGAGUUUGCUAGAAAACCGGCCACUAUGGAGAGGAGCUCUUCGCCAAAGAGGAGUAGAGAGGUUGCGGAGUUGGGCUACGAGGACGAGACGCCGAAGAAGAGGACGAGGUCUUCGAGAAGGACUGCCGGGAGGAAGAUACAUGCUACAAUUAUCAAUGAUACAGAUGAAGAGGAUGGGGAUUAUGUUCCUGACCAAGGCUUCGUUCUCUGCCCCAUAUGCCAGAAAGAAGUCAAAGAGGCGUCCAUCAACUCCCAUAUCGACCGGGGCUGCAUGGACGAGCCUCGAAGACCCGUCUCUAGCAGUAAUUCCAGAAAAGGCCCUGCGCAAAAUCCAUUCUCAGUAUCCGACGGGCCUGUCAAACGUCCGGAACGAUUAGCACAAAUCAACUUUUCCAUGAUGAAGGAAACUGCCUUACGAAAGAAGCUGGUAGAUGCUGGAAUAAAUGCUAGUGGCAACAAACCGUUAUUGGAGAGGCGAUACACGGAGUGGGUCACAUUAUGGAAUGCAGACUGCGACGCUACAAAACCCAGAGGAAAGUUCGCACUGAAGAGAGAUCUGGAGACGUGGGAAAGGACACAGGGGGGAAGGGCACAUGCGCCGAAUUUUACGCAGAGUUCAGGAGCACAGAUUAAGGAUAAAGAGUUCGAUGGGAAGGCGUAUUCGAGUGCUAAUAAGGACGCCUUUACGGAUUUAAUAGCGAAUGCGAGGAAAGGAUCCGUGAAGCAUCCCACGGCUGAAGGGUCUAGCUUUAGAGAUAGCACGCCUGUAGCGCCGGAAUGUCCUGUUGGUCAGACGGACACUGAAAUGGCGGAACGUGGAAGGGAAGAAAGUGAAGAGGUAACACCUGUGAAGCCGAUCGGAUCACAGCAGCGGCUGUUCUCCGAAGAGAGUAGUCAAACGGCCCGCUCGUCUCCAAAGCCGUCGUCACAAAUUCGGUCAACACAAAAGCCAUCUUCUCAAAAAUCACCAUCACAAUACACUGCCAGCGUUCAGCCUAUCGAUGCUUCAUAA
Drepanopeziza brunnea f. sp. 'multigermtubi' MB_m1 is the source of this 1311-nucleotide messenger RNA. RefSeq lists its product as uncharacterized. Gene Ontology annotation, cellular component: Rad6-Rad18 complex; nucleus. Gene Ontology annotation, biological process: DNA damage tolerance; protein monoubiquitination. The record is from RefSeq and is a predicted model, not a curated record. Gene Ontology annotation, molecular function: single-stranded DNA binding; ubiquitin protein ligase activity. Lineage: Eukaryota; Fungi; Ascomycota; Leotiomycetes; Helotiales; Drepanopezizaceae.